UUGGAUGAGAUAUUUAAUUUGAAUUUUACUUCACCCUAUAUUGUCUCAACAAGUAUGGGAUACACCCGUUCUGUCAAAACUUAAUGCACCUGUCAGUCAUGAGUUUCAGAAAUGAAAGUUGAAAAGCAGUUGUUAGUCGCCACAAGGUGGCAGUGCACACACAUCGUGACUGCACACGGGUUUAUGUUGGAACAUGACUGCUAAUUGAGUUUGAGUACAAUUUGACAAUCUAUGUGGGAUUUUAAAUAUGCAGGACUUAAAACGGGUUAUAUCGAAUUGAUGUUUAAUUGUGAAGCCAAAUGCUUUAUUUUAUGUUAAAAGAAUGUACAGUAAUUAGAUUUGUAAGUAGGUUUGGUGCGGUUCAACCAAGCGUGUUGACAUUAAAGCAUUGAGUUAAUUAACAAUUAAAUAUUAUAUAUAUUCUCAUUUCAUAAAACCUAAUGCAUUAAUGUUGAGACAGAAUCUUUUAAUUUUUAUGACCAAUAUAAAUUCUAUUAUUAAACAAUAUAUUUUAAUUUAUAUAUGAUAUCACAUGUAUACGUGUGUCUGUAUAGAUAGAUAAAUAGAGUAUGAAGUGUUAAUUUUUGGAUUUCACAUUGCAGUGUAUUUUGUGCUAGUUUAAUGGUAAUUUGUAUUAAUACUGGUAAUUAUUUGGUAUUAUUACACGACUCUGUGGAAUACUUGAUUCUGAUUGGUCAGUCCCGAGCUUCAGAGGUACGUUAUCCCUCGUUAACCACGGACUACAUUUACUUUUCUGUUAUUUUGUGGAUCAUCUUGUAAUUACAAACUGUAAUUACCUUGAAUAGAAAACUUCUUAAACUGGUCUUAGCUAGUUUACAUUGUCUUAAGCAGGUAUGACCCUUCUGAAAUGCGCCCAAAACCACUUUAAAACCAAGUUAUGAGGCUGUGAAACCAGCAAACCAUUGAUUGUGUUUAAUUAUUUAAUAAAGUUUAGUCAGAUAUAUUAUGAAUGAACCAUCCAAAAAUCUCAAGAUAUGUCUUGUUUAAACUAGCCAGAGUUUUGGGUACUUUUCGGCUUGUCAGUCUGCUUUUAGAGGGCUUUUUGGUAUUUUACAGUUGGUCAAUCCACUCUGGUUUCAGGGUGUUUGUGGCCAUUUUCAUCUAGUCAAGUUUGGGAUUUUGCCCAUUUCUCACCUGGCUUAAUUGUCAUUUUUAUAUUUAAUUUGGUCUGGUUAGUUUUAGACUUUGGAAGCACUAGGAUGCCAACUCAGUUCAGCCAAGACCAGCAAACAGUCUCAGGCUGGUUUAACCAUUUCUUUUCUUUUUUUCAUACGAAACUACCGUGUGUAACUUGUGAUUGAGGUCUGGAUGAGUCACCCAUGUUCCCUUGAAUAGUUUUCUCUAUUUUACACAUUAUAUGUGAGUCAAAGCGCCCUACCUCUUAAACACAGAGGACAAGUCCAUCCGCCCCCAUUCAAUUCACAGAAGCGCUGCGGGGCGAAAUUGCGCACUGAGCACGCCAGGCUCUCCAUCGGAACCAGAAGAGAAAGACACGCCAAAGCUACUGAUCCCGAGCCCGUCCUGUGAUUAUCUGCAGUCAGGUGUACAGGUGGAAACAUGCCUGCAUUCCAUUGUCAGGGAAAGCGAAGAAACUAAGGAGACACGGCUGAUUUGUUUUUAAUAUUCCCAUGUUCCACAUGAGGGAGGUUAAGAUUGGAGAAAGCAUUUGUGUAUUAGUGUUGCUUUUUUCUGGGCUUGUGACUUGCUCAGGUGUUUUUGGAAGCCCUUUAACAGAUGAUGUUGCCACGCUGGAAACACUGAGUGAAAACAUUCCCAGUGACUACAGAAUACCUAUCCGCUUCAUCACCAAGGAUGUGGGUGGAGCUUGCUGGCUUUAUGUGAACCUGUAUCAUGUUGAAAGCAGUUUAAAAACAUUGGCCCGAAAGUUUGGCAACCUGUCCACCAAUAAAGCAAACAUCACUAUUUUUAUAACAAUGCUGGAGGGUUUUCGUUUCACUCUGGACAAUGAGGAGCUGGAGGUGACAAUGCAAACAUUCGAGUGCCACUACAGAAAGGGAAAGUGGGCGACUAGACGUUACUUUAACCAUGUUAAAGAGGUUCUUACAGCAGCUGGAUCCAUGCUUGGCAAAUUUAAUGACUGCACACCUCCUCCUUGCAAAACCCUGCCAGCUCCUCCUUUCACACCAGGUCAAAGCAGACAGCAGAACGGUAUGAACGGAGCGAUUCAUGGGCUCUUGGCGCUGCUCAUCAUCCCUAGCAUGGUGCUUCUGGUCCUUACUCUCAGGAUGGUAUUUAGAAGAAGCCACUGUUGUGGGCAAAGAAUGCAUGAAGUCAGCUUGAAUGAGCCUCACGACGGAGCUGAAGAAAGCGUUACCGAGCCCCACAGCAGAGCUGCGCAAGGGCACCCUAAUUCCAGCUCUAGCAGCCUACAGGACAGGGCAUGGGUGGAUUCUUUAGGGUGUGCAGACACAGAGGUUUAAAUUAAAAAUGCAUGAGGAAACUCAUUGGAAAUGGCAGUAUUUUGUGGUGGAAAUCUCCGGGUUUAUGAAGCAGACAAUGAAGGGAAUAUUUUGACUGUUCCAGGAGGGAUGCAUGUGAUGUUUCUAAACUUACUCAUCAAGCCUAACCUGCUCAUCACAAAAAACAUUAGGCUGAAGAGACAAAUCGCAACUUGUGUCCAGCUUGUCCAAU
Cyprinus carpio (common carp) is the source of this 2673-nucleotide messenger RNA. Its product is annotated as kit ligand-like. Gene Ontology annotation, biological process: positive regulation of cell population proliferation; cell adhesion. Gene Ontology annotation, cellular component: plasma membrane. The record is from RefSeq and is a predicted model, not a curated record. Gene Ontology annotation, molecular function: stem cell factor receptor binding; cytokine activity. Lineage: Eukaryota; Metazoa; Chordata; Actinopteri; Cypriniformes; Cyprinidae.